Molecule: messenger RNA, 258 nt
Organism: Encephalitozoon cuniculi GB-M1
Lineage: Eukaryota; Fungi; Microsporidia; Unikaryonidae
Exons: 1
Coding region: 1-258 (85 amino acids)
Source: RefSeq, marked provisional
AUGGAGUUCCAGGCUUCUUUGAGGCUGCCGUGCGAAGACCCGGAGGUGGUUGGAGCAGCCAUCAGCAGCGAGGAUGACGGAGUCGACAGGCAAUCGGCAGUAUAUAGCCACGAGGAUGGAUACCUCGUUGUAAAUGUGUCUGCACCCAGAGCAAAAGACUUAACAAAGUCUCUUAGCUCGAUACUGUCCAGGUUUAAGCUGUCUGUGGAAACCAUUGAAAUGUGCAAGGAGCUUCGGGAGAAGAGGCAGGCAAAGUAG